Molecule: messenger RNA, 4360 nt
Organism: Aplysia californica (California sea hare)
Lineage: Eukaryota; Metazoa; Mollusca; Gastropoda; Aplysiida; Aplysiidae
Product: protein kinase C-binding protein NELL2
Molecular function (GO): calcium ion binding; protein binding
Source: RefSeq, a predicted model, not a curated record
GCUCGCUCGCUCGCCACAGGAGCUGCUACGGACCCGCGCGCACACCGGCUGGGAGACACAAUAUCCAUUCUUUCCCAUUUCAUUUUCCUCAGUUUUUAUUCCGGCAAGCGAUAGCCAGCUCUAGAUCUAGACGUGCGUGGAAACAUUUCCAAAUUACCUAUGAAAAAACCCCCAACAAAAAUAAUUUCUGAACUAAAACAAGAAAAUUGAAUUCGAAAUUAUUUAAAGAAAAAAAAUAAAAUUAAGACAGCAUAUCACAUCCGACUUAAAGUGACGUUUUGGAAGCUGAAAGCAGUGCGGGAUAUAAACUGUAGAGACAGACAGACAGACUGACAGCAGGAAAGGAAAAGUGAAUCCACGGUUUGUUUGAUCUUUGCUAGUUAGUUAGGAAGGAGCGGGACACGUGCUUCGGACUGUGAUUUUCCUCUGAUCUGAUGGAUUUUUGGCGUUUGUGCGCGCGUGUGUGUGUGGGAAUUCUUUGACUCUUUGUGAAGAAGUUUGUCACUGGAGCCGGUUAAAACAUCAGUGAUGAGUGAACAUCGCUCGUCGUGAGUUUGCUACGCGUGAGUUGUUACAGGGAUACUGUGGUGCGUGUUUGUGUGUGUACGCGCAAGUGUUACGGUAUCGUCUUGUAAGACGGUUCACGUGUCGUCGUUUUGUGACCUGAAUAAAGAAAACAGUCUGGAAAAAAAAGGAACUGAAACCUCCGAGUGAAACUGUGACAAAACUGUGAGGAGAGCCUACGUGAGUAGGUCUUCUAUUCGCUCUGACUGGACCCACCCACCACCAGCGUUAUAUUGUGAGCCUGUGUGUCACCAGUGGAUGGAUUAUCUCCCCGCGGAUUGUUGUUCUCCUCGGACUCUGGAUUAGGAUUAGGAUUAUCUCUGCGUCGUUGUUGUGAAGCAGCACCAGCCUUGAUGAGCGCGCGGGGGGCGGUGAGCGCACCAUGCUGCUCGCUUGGAUGAGUCGGUGGUCGUCUUUACCUCAUCCUCAUCAACUCACCCGCGCCCCUCACACGGACCCUCAGCUCGUCCUCCUCCGCUCCUCCCACUCGCCCUCCUCCUCCUUCUCCUCCUCGUCCUCGUCCUCGUCCUCCUCGUCCAGUCCCUCAGCAGCUGACCAGCUGUACUCUGGUGCCGUCUCCCCCACCACCACCUCCUCAUCUUCCUCCUCCUCCUCCUCGUCGUUUUGUCGUCGUCGUCAUCAUCAUCGUGAAAAUCAGCUAGCAGCAUCAGCAGAAGAAGAAGCGAGCUCUGGUCUUCCCCUCCUCCUGUGUCCGGGUGCGGUACGGCGAGGCUGAGAUGCGAACUCCGCCCCGCUGUCAACCGGCUGGGAGGUAGAGUGAUAUGUACGUUGGGUGGAGCUCCCGCCUGCCACAGCCUCACUACACCAGGAGCCUCGGAGCAGCCCACAGGACACCCGCCCAACGCCCAACACACGGGCUCGCUCUCGGCACACGUUUGACCACUGUCCUUUUCCUUCUCGCCACCUGCUUUCACAUAGACUCGGAGCGUGACCUGGUACUUCCGGCCAGCGUAACGGACCGUGCCCUGGAGCUCCUGGCCCAGCACCGGGAGAUCAGCUUCCUGUUCUCUGUCAAGCAGGACGUGGGCGACUCCGGCACACUCAUCGCUUUCUCCUCGCCCAACUCCAGAUUUCUGGAGAUCGAGAGCAGUGGUCGACGGAACGAGCUGCGCUUCCACUAUAGCCACGACCAGCAUGUCCGAGUAGAGACAUUUCCCUACAGACUGGCGGACGGACUGUGGCACAAACUGGCCGUUACCCUCAGCGGCGACCACGUGUCUGUGUACGUCAACUGCAGCCGUAUCUACCAGAGGGUCAUUUUCCCGCCAGACCGAACGUCUCCUGGUUCCGGCUCGCCCCUGUCGCUCUACGUGGGCCAGAGGAAUGGGCAGCACGCGCUGUUCAGGGGAGCGCUCCAAGACGUGAGGAUCGUCACACAAGCCCAUGGCUUCUUGUUACAGUGUCCAGACUCAGACACAGAGUGUCCAACAUGUGCGAAAUUCCAAGACCUGGAACAACGUGUUCUAGAGAUGUCCACUAUGUAUAAAGAUAUAUCAUUACAGUUGGUGAAGGCGGAGGAGAGGUUAGCGAAUCUGGAGCAGUGUGAGUGUUUACAUUACUGCUAUGACAACGGCACUCAGCGUCGGGAGGGGGAGGAGUGGAAGAAAGAUAAAUGUAAUAUGUGCAGAUGUAAGAAUGGAACGGUAGAGUGUCACCAGGAGGAGUGCCCAGCGACUGAGUGUUCAAAUCCCGUGUACAGAGACGGGGAGUGUUGCCCUAUUUGUGUCAUAAACUGCUACUACAGCGGCAAGUACUACAACCACGGAGAGGGCAUGAGCCCGCGUGUGUGCGUCACGUGCACGUGCAAUAACGGCCGCAUGGUAUGUGAGAGACAGGACACAGAGGAGACCUGUCCCAAACUGGACUGUCCCAAGUCCGAGAGGUUUGAGGUCCACGGGCAGUGCUGUCCAGUCUGCAAAAACAUAGACGAGUGCCAGCAGUCGGGAGGCCGACACGGCCAUCACUGUAGCGUCAAUACAGAGUGCGUCAACACACCAGGCUCCUACCGCUGUGACUGCAUCAAGGGACACAACCGACUCGACUCGUAUGAGUGCAAAGAUUAUGACGAGUGUGUUCACGGAACCCACAAGUGUCACCCGGACGCACACUGUGUCAACGUCAACGGAAGCUACUCCUGCACAUGCGCAGACGGCUACGCUGGGGACGGCUUCGACUGUCAGCCUCACUGCGUGGGAUGUCGGAACGGCGGGAGAUGUAUCGCGCCCAACGUGUGUGAGUGUCGUCACGGCUAUAUCGGACCAAACUGCGAACAUGACAUCGACGAGUGUGCGCUGGGCAUCUCCAAGUGUCACGGCAACUCUGUGUGCGUCAACAUGCCCGGACGUUACCACUGUGACUGUCUGGAGGGGUACCACUCCUCAUGGCCUGAGAACCAUCACGGCAGUCUGUGCUUUGACAUGGACGAGUGUCGUGACGAAGGUGAAGGUCACACCUGCCAUCCCAGCAUGCAAUGCGUCAACACAGACGGCGCCUACAGCUGCGAGUGCAAGUCUCCGAACUCCUGCAACUCCGACCGGCCGCACGGUAUGCCACCAGGCCCGCUGUGACUGCAAUGACCCCGCCGUUGACCUUGACUGUUGCCCCCGCUGUGACCUAAGCAGCACGUGCCAGCACCAGGAGUACAAGACUCACCAGCAGAACGGCGACACCUGGGUCUACCAGUGCAUGCUCUGCGAGUGUCUCGCCGGCCACAUCUGCUGCACCUUCUCCCAGACCUGUACCACGCCAUACAGCCUCAAGUAGGGGACUGACUCUGUGCUCUACGUCAUAGACACUGUGCUCUACGUCAUAUACCCUGUGCUCUACGUCAUAGACCCUGUGCUCUACGUCAUAGACCUUGUGCUCUACGUCAUAGACGCUGUGCUCUACAUCAUAGUGCUCUACGUCAUAGUGCUCUGUGCUCUACAUCAUAGACCCUGUGCUGUACGUUAUAGACUAUGUGCUCCAUGUCAUAGACUCUGAGCUCUACGUCAUAGACUCUCUGCUCUUCGUCAUAGUGCUCUACGUAAUAAACGCUGUGUUCUACGUCAUAGACUCUGUGCUCUACGUCAUACGUUCGACCCCACGUGACCUCGUCUCUUCUCGUCGCAUCGGAUCUCAUAAAGGCUUAGUUCUCGAAACUCAUGCAAUCUCAUUUUUCUCUUGUCUCCAUCUCCCCGCAUCACGUCUAAUCCAAGUUCUCUCAACUCAUUUCAUUUUCUUUUCUGUCUCCGUCUCAUUAGAUCUCGACACCUCUUAGUCCUCUCAUCCUAUCUUAUUUUCUCUUCUGCCUUCAUCUCUUUUCGUGUGAUCAUAUUAUUUCACUGCUUCUCCACACACCUCAUCAAAUGUCGUCAUAUCUAAUCUCAUCAUGUCACAUCUCAUGUCAUCUUCUCCUUCUACGUGACGCUGAACUGAGAGGAAAAGUUCGCCUCUGACGUGGUCAUCAGAAUACGGUCAUCUCUUGCCAGAAUCACCGACGAGACAGCAGACAGAAAGAAAGAACGAGCAUUCAAACUGCACACGAAUCCUGGGACAUAGAUCUAGCAUUAGAACAUCCAUGACAACGACCCGCGACACGAACUCCUGCCUUCCGUUUCCGUCUCGAGCCAUCACUUGCUUUGUAAUACUUAAAUGUUUAUUUUUCUUUAAUUAAAUAAUGAUACGUUAUAUAAUUAUAAUUAUUUCCUGCUGCAGUCUAUGGUACCUGUUUACUGUGUCAUGCUGUGAAGGCUCGACGGUUGCUACGGGGAGUAUCUGCUUUGUCGAAGACUUG